Miscanthus lutarioriparius is the source of this 975-nucleotide messenger RNA. The record is from the annotation of a GenBank genome assembly. NCBI's taxonomy places the organism in Eukaryota, Viridiplantae, Streptophyta, Magnoliopsida, Poales, Poaceae.
AUGGCCACCCCAUCCACCUCCGGCGACCCCGCCGGCGGCGGCGAACCAGUCCCAGCCCCAUCACAAGGACCAGCCCAGCGUCGCCACCCAACAUCCCGCAUCUCCCACAUCGUGCGCACCUACCUGGACCUCUCCAGUUCCAGGAAGCGCCGUUCGGCUCCCAAGAACCAGCCCAAGGCCGACGACAAGGAAACGGAUGCCGCCGCCGACGAAACUGAUGGGUCCAAGGCGGGGCCGUCCUCGUCCCAUCCGUCUCGGCUGCUCCGGGAGCUGGGCAUCCGCGUCUCCCGCUACACGCACGAGGAGCGCCGGGAUAUCAUCCUCCGCUACAUGCAGAAGCGGAGCGGCCGCCAGGUCGUCAACCGCGCGGCCAGUAAGGUUCCAUCGAGGCAGGCUCUGGCAGUCCGGCGGCGGAGGGGUGCUGGAGGGAAGUUCCUCGGCAAGGAUGACGCCCAGAGCUUUUUAUUUCCCCAGACUGCAGAUAAGCCAGAAGAAAAGGCAGAAGAAGAGCCAGAAUUGCCACCAGAAGUCGUCUCGAAUGCUGGAGGAGUACCCAUAGUUGGUAUGGUCUUUGAGAGUGAAGAAAAAGCAUAUGAGUAUUAUGUUAGUUAUGCAGGAAAUAUGGGAUUUAGUGUUCGAAAAGGAUGGUCGGAGAAAACUGCUAAAAAUUCCAAUAGGUCAAGGGUCUAUGUCUGUUCUAGGGAGGGAUUUCGCUCAAAGAAUGACACCAAGGGACCUCGCUCAGAGACAAGGGUGGGUUGCCCUGCACGGGUAGCAAUUAAGGUGACACCUAGUGGUAAAUAUCGUGUAACAGAAUUUGUGGAGGAUCAUAAUCACCAGCUUGCUGCACCAUUUGAUAUUGAGAUGCUGAAAUCGCAAAGAGUGUUGAGCAAAGUUCGACCUGGAAGCCAAAAUGCUAGUAAGAUCCCUCCAGGGUAUAAGAAUUAUCUCCGGUCCAAAUCUACAAAGAUAUGA